Molecule: messenger RNA, 771 nt
Organism: Babesia ovata
Lineage: Eukaryota; Apicomplexa; Aconoidasida; Piroplasmida; Babesiidae
Product: N-acetylglucosaminyl-phosphatidylinositol de-n-acetylase
Exons: 1
Coding region: 1-771 (256 amino acids)
Biological process (GO): GPI anchor biosynthetic process
Cellular component (GO): endoplasmic reticulum
Molecular function (GO): N-acetylglucosaminylphosphatidylinositol deacetylase activity
Source: RefSeq, a predicted model, not a curated record
AUGUCGACAACAGCGAUUCCGGUGGGGGUUUCAACAUCAUUUUUUGUUUUAUUGGUCAUUAUUGUUAUCGGAACACGGCUGUGGCUGACUCGUGUGAAUCGCUUAUUUGUUCAGCAGUUGUUGUCGGAGUUUGAUGGCGACAGUGUGCCCACUGUCACCUUCGUUUUGGCGCAUCCGAGCGAUGAAACGUACUUCUUCACCCCUACUUUAGAAGUUUUGGCAAACUCCCCUUAUGUCGCGCAGCAUGAACUCAAGAUUCGCCUACUGCUGCUGAGCAAGGGAAAAUACGUCGGCAAGGGAGAUGAGCGAACCUUCGAAAUAGAGUCUUUAUGCAACAAGUACAAUGUGCUGUGCACGAUCUUAGAUGAACCCUACACACAAGAGGGACCGCAGUUCUGGGAAACUAGCCAAAUAGUCACCCAUGUUCAUGAUUUCUUGAAGCAGCACAAGUCGCAGGUGGUCAUCACCUUCGACCAGUACGGUGCGGACUCAGAUCCCAACCACAUCAGCACGUAUCACGCCGUCUAUGAGUCGAAGGAGAAAAUACCUGACCUGAGGAUCUGGACGCUUCGGAGUUACGGUGUGCUUACGACAAACUGUGCGCCAUUUGCCCUUAUGCGCGCUGUGUUUGCUCGCCCCAGUGCAAGCUUGUUCACUUCCUUCCCUGCUGACAAGAACACGAAGAUACACGCGAGCAGUUGGACGUGGAAAACCCCGUUCCGCAAUUUGUUCAGCUCAUACAGUUACGUAAACACAUACAGGACCUUAUGA